Messenger RNA from Bursaphelenchus xylophilus (pine wood nematode), 387 nucleotides. The record is from the annotation of a GenBank genome assembly. Lineage: Eukaryota; Metazoa; Nematoda; Chromadorea; Rhabditida; Aphelenchoididae.
AUGCCCGUGGGAGGGUGCUGCGCGGGGUUUUUGACCGUCCCCCACCAACGCACUCACUGUUUCCGCCGGCCCUUCUGCGGUAUCCGCCGAAGCCUCGAUCUCCGCGUCUUCGCGCGACGGUACGCCCCAUUUUGUGCAGAGCGAUUCCGUGGAUCACUGACCACCCCUGCUCGCCACAACCUCCCUUCUGUGUUCGCCCCUUUGCUCGAGCGGCGGCCACGUCGACAUCUCAGCGCCCUCUGUCUGCCUGCCCUUCCCAAGGACGAUCCGAUCGCCGCAGUCUCUGCCUUCUUCGCCUUUCCCCCCACCCCAAUAAAUAAUCCCUUCGCCUUCUCGCCCGCCCCAAAACCCCUGCCCCGCACAGAAAAAUGUUCGGCUCAACCUUGA